Molecule: messenger RNA, 699 nt
Organism: Austrofundulus limnaeus
Lineage: Eukaryota; Metazoa; Chordata; Actinopteri; Cyprinodontiformes; Rivulidae
Product: Hermansky-Pudlak syndrome 3 protein
Biological process (GO): organelle organization
Cellular component (GO): cytoplasm
Source: RefSeq, a predicted model, not a curated record
CUGCAGUCGCUGCUGUGCGGUCCAUCCCUCUCCGUUGGAACCAUCCUGCCUCUGAUGGAGCUUCUGUCAGAGGAAACCCUGUGGGGCUUCAGCCUGCACCUCCUCUGUGCCACCAGGAGGGGGCAGUACGACAGCAGCAUGGAGAAGUUGUUGGACCGAUGUCCUCAGGCCAUCAUCGCUUACGCCAACCACCACUUGCAAGACAAGCACAUGGCUCUGUGGUGGCAGAAGCUGCUCCCUGAGCUCUGUGACCGAACGAGAGCAGCAGCAGACAGCAGCGUCCUGCUGAGCGCACUCAAUGAGACACUGGUUGUGAUUGCAAUGGAGACGAGCCCCGCAGAGUUCUUGGAGCUGAUGCCUGAUGACGGGACAGCUUCUUACUUCCUGCCUCACCUGUUGGCGUGCAGCCAGAGACACCUGCUGACCUGAAACACACACACACACACACCCCUCAACCAAUCAGCACGUCUGGACAGUCAGCAGAGCCAAUCACAGCCUGAGAGCAAACAUGAGCCAACCAGAGCUGUGAAACCCUGAUAGAGCUCAGCUUGAGUUGAUGAAAGCUCAGCUGGUCAGAUGUUUGAAGGCCCAGCUCCACCUGAGAGGGAAUCUGCAUGUUCAGCUAAAACUGAGGAGUAAAACAUUAUGAAUGAAUCAAGACUGCAGCCAAGAUUAAAAUAAAAGAAAUCUGUGGAGGAU